Capra hircus (goat) is the source of this 1474-nucleotide messenger RNA. It is a transcript of the gene OPRD1, whose product is annotated as opioid receptor delta 1. The record is from RefSeq and is a predicted model, not a curated record. Gene Ontology annotation, cellular component: neuron projection; membrane. Gene Ontology annotation, biological process: neuropeptide signaling pathway; G protein-coupled opioid receptor signaling pathway. The transcript is spliced from 3 exons. The coding region runs from base 249 to 1367 and encodes 372 amino acids. Gene Ontology annotation, molecular function: neuropeptide binding; G protein-coupled enkephalin receptor activity. Lineage: Eukaryota; Metazoa; Chordata; Mammalia; Artiodactyla; Bovidae.
CCGAGGAGCCCGCAGCGGCUCCGGGCUCAGAGCUCUCCCGGCUUGGAGAGCGGGCGGGAGCCGGGGGCUGGGCCGGUGCGGGCGGCGAGGCGGAUGAGGAGGCGCGGGGGUAGCAGGGAGGCCGGGGCUUAGCGUCCGGCGGCGUCGGGGCCCCGGCCGCAGCCUCUUCCCUUGGCGCGUUGCUGGCACCUGGUCUCUGCGCCCAGGGCGCACGGCGGGCAGGGACGCAGCCCGGCCUCUUGGCCGCCAUGGAGCCGGCCCCCUCCGGCGACCCCGAGCUGCAGCCCCAGCUCCUCGCCAACGCGUCGGACGCCUUCCCCAGCGCCUUCCCCAGCGCGGGUGCCAACGCGUCGGGGCCGCCAGGAGCACGGAGCGCCUCGUCCCUUGCCCUGGCUAUCGCCAUCACCGCGCUCUACUCGGCGGUGUGCGCCGUGGGGCUCCUGGGCAACGUGCUCGUCAUGUUCGGGAUCGUCCGGUACACUAAGAUGAAGACGGCCACCAACAUCUACAUUUUCAACCUGGCCUUGGCAGACGCCCUGGCCACCAGCACACUGCCCUUCCAGAGUGCCAAGUACCUGAUGGAGACAUGGCCCUUUGGGGAACUGCUCUGCAAGGUCGUGCUGUCCAUUGACUACUACAACAUGUUCACCAGCAUCUUCACGCUCACCAUGAUGAGCGUUGACCGCUACAUUGCUGUCUGCCACCCCGUCAAGGCCCUGGACUUCCGCACCCCUGCCAAGGCCAAGCUGAUCAACAUCUGCAUCUGGGUCCUGGCCUCCGGUGUUGGUGUACCCAUCAUGGUCAUGGCUGUGACCCGCCCCCGGGAAGGAGCAGUGGUGUGCAUGCUCCAGUUCCCCAACCCCAGCUGGUACUGGGACACGGUGACCAAGAUCUGUGUGUUCCUCUUCGCCUUCGUCGUGCCCAUCCUGGUCAUCACCGUGUGCUACGGCCUCAUGCUGCUGCGCCUGCGCAGCGUGCGCCUGCUGUCGGGCUCCAAGGAGAAGGACCGCAGUCUGCGGCGCAUCACCCGCAUGGUGCUGGUGGUGGUGGGCGCCUUCGUGGUGUGCUGGGCCCCCAUCCACAUCUUCGUCAUCGUCUGGACGCUGGUGGACAUCGACCGCCGCGACCCGCUCGUGGUGGCCGCGCUGCACCUGUGCAUCGCGCUUGGCUACGCCAACAGCAGCCUCAACCCCGUGCUCUACGCCUUCCUCGACGAGAACUUCAAGCGCUGCUUCCGCCAGCUCUGCCGCAUGCCCUGCGGCCGCCGGGAGCCCAGCAGCUUCAGCCGCGCCCGCGAAGCCACGGCCCGCGAACGGGUCACCGCCUGCACCCCGUCCGACGGCCCCGGCGGUGGCGCAGCGGCCUGACCCGGGGCCGGCCGGCCAGCCACGCGCCCCUCCGGAGGGACCCGGCGGUUAGGCGGAGUCCUAGUGGGGGCGGGGGCCACUACGCGGGGUGGGGCGGGCGGGGUCCC